AUGGAAUCUACAGGAUUGUUUCACGAUAAUUUUGAUAAAAUGUAUCAAGGUUCAUUUUCAUACAAAAAUAACAAUUCAAAUACGGUCGUGAUAGACCAUAAUAAUAAAGCAAUUCUCGAAAAUAUUGAUCCAACUAUUGCAAGAAUUUAUUUCGUUAAUAGCGGUGGAAACCAUAUCCAAAUUCCAAACAAUAUGACUUUUCGAGAUGUUACUAACAGCAAUAAUGUACCACAUACAAUAGUUAAUGAAAAUCAGAAACAACAGGUGAUCAAAAAGAUGAGAUCCGGAGCCUCUCCCGUCAAUAGUAGUACUAUUCCAACCACUAACCAUGCUAACUCAAACGAUGAUGUCGAUAGUGUGGAAGCAAGUCUCACAAGAGUUUCAAUUGAAGAUACAAAUACGAAUGAUAAUAGCAACAUUUAA
Funneliformis geosporum is the source of this 423-nucleotide messenger RNA. Lineage: Eukaryota; Fungi; Glomeromycota; Glomeromycetes; Glomerales; Glomeraceae. The record is from the annotation of a GenBank genome assembly.